Entelurus aequoreus (snake pipefish) is the source of this 3503-nucleotide messenger RNA. RefSeq names its product lamin-A-like. The record is from RefSeq and is a predicted model, not a curated record. NCBI's taxonomy places the organism in Eukaryota, Metazoa, Chordata, Actinopteri, Syngnathiformes, Syngnathidae. Bases 1005 to 2933 code for a protein of 642 amino acids. The transcript has 14 exons.
UGUCCAAACCUUUGGCCUGUACUGUACGUGAAAAUGGCAAAUAUCGGGGCCGAUAAUAGGCGUGGCCAAUACUCUGUUGAUCCCCAUUAGGGCUGCAACUAACAACUAAUUUGAUAAUCGAUUAAUCUGUCGAUUAUUACUUCGAUUAAUAAUCGGAUAAAAGAGACAAACUACAUUUCUAUCCUUUCCAGAGUUUUAUUGAAAAAAAACAGCAUACUGGCACCAUACUUAUUUUGAUUAUUGUUUCUCAGCUGUUUGUAAAUGUUGAUUUUUGUAAAUAAAGGUUUAUUAAAAAAAAAUUGUUUUAAAUAAAAUUUUAAAAAGUAGCCUCUGCGCAUGCGCAUAGCAUAGAUCCAACAAAUCGAUGACUAAAUUAAUCACUAACUAUUUUUAUAAUUGAUUUUAAUCGAUUAGUUAUUGCAGCACUAAUCCCUAUUAUCACAAGAAACACUACUGUGCCGAUAAAUGUGGUCAUGAACAGCAACAAUAGUCAACAAUUUUACAAUUUAAAAAGAACAGCAGUGGCUUGGAACCUCUAAUCUUAUAAAACACACCAAUGUUUGUCUUAAUAUUCUUUCUACAUGGUGGUAGCAUGAUGUCGUCAUGUCAUUUGUAAUGUAAUAGGUAAAUAAAAAGGCCAUAACAUAAACAGUACAUGACUAUUUACAUUGUAGAUUGUCACUGAAGGCAUCAAAACUAUGACACCUGUGAAGUAAAAAAAACAUUUCAGGUGACUACUGUGGUCUGGAUUAUGUUUUGUUAGAUUUUGGACUCUUUUAAUUCCUGUUUGCCCUUCCUUGUUUGUUUUGUCACCAUGGCGACUCAUUAGUUUCACCUGCCUCAUUUGUUCAAGACACGCACCUACUUUAAUCAGGAGAUGACUAUUUAAACCUCCUUUGCCAGUCAGUUGGUCUGGCGACAUUGCUCUUUUCUGGCCACAACGACACACACAGCAACAGGCUGAAGAUCACAAAGGGACGCUACAACCAACUCUAAAAAAAAAGAUGAUGGCCACACCAAAAAACACCCCCCGGGGCGCACACAACACACCUCUCUCCCCCAACCGCAUCACCCGCCUCCAGGAGAAGGAGGACCUGUGCAACCUCAACGACCGCCUGGCCGUCUACAUCGACAAGGUCCGCAACCUGGAGGCCGAGAACGCCGGCCUCCGUCUGCGCAUCACCGAGUCGGAGACGGAGGUCUCGCGGGAGCUGACGGGCCUCAAGGCGGCCUACGAGACGGAGCUGGCCGAUGCCCGCCAGACGCUGGACUCGGUGGCCAAGGAGCGCGCGCGACUGCAGCUGGAGGUGGGCAAGCUGAGGGAGGAGUACAAGGAGCUCAAAGCCAGGAACACUAAAAAGGAAUCGGACCUGGCGGCAGCCUUGCUGAGGCUCAAAGACUUGGAGGCCUUGCUGAACUCGAAGGACGCCUCCUUGACGACAGCGCUCGGAGAGAAGCGGAGCCUCGAAGCGGAAAACCGGGAACUGAAGACGCAGGUUGCCAAGCUCGACACCAGCCUGGGUGAAGCCAGGAAGCAGCUGCAAGAUGAGAUGCUGAGGAGGGUGGAUGGAGAAAAUCGUAUCCAGACCCUCAAGGAGCAGCUGGACUUCCAAAAGAACCUCCAUUCUGAGGAGCUGCGUGAGACCAAGCGGCGCCAUGAGUCUCGUAUGGUGGAGUUGGACAACGGCCACCAGCAAGACUUUGAAAGCAAACUGGCGGAGGCCUUGACGGACAUGCGGGGCCAGCAUGACUUACAAAUUCAACUCUAUAAGGAUGAGCUGGAGAAGACCUACAACUCCAAGCUGGAAGGCGCACGUCAGUCAGCAGACAGGAGCAGCCACCUGGUAGGUGCGGCGCAUGAGGAGCUCCAGGAGACGCGCGUCCGCCUGGAGUCCAUGUCGUCUCAGCUCAGCCAGCUGCAGAAACAGCUUGCAGCCCGUGAAGCAAAGGUGAGAGACCUGGAGGAAGCCCUGUCUCGAGAGCGGGACACCAUGCGGCGCCUUCUUGGAGAGAAAGACCGAGAAAUGGCGGAGAUGAGGCAGCGGAUGCAGCAGCAGCUGGACGAGUACCAGGAGCUCCUGGAUGUCAAGCUGGCAUUAGACAUGGAGAUUUGUGCCUACAGGAAGCUCCUGGAGGGCGAGGAGCAGAGGCUGCGCCUCUCCCCGAGUCCGCCCCCGACGAUGACGGCGGUGAGUCGCACCUCGAAUCUGUCGACUCAUUCGCGAUCUGGCCACUGCGGCUCUGCCGUCAAGAGACGGCGCCCCAACGACACGGACAGCGAGGCCUCCAGCUUUGCCGGCGGCGCCGUGGCUCGCACCCGCAUUACCCAACAGGCCUCUGCCAGCGGACGGGUCACUGUGGAUGAAGUGGACCUGGAUGGGAAAUACGUCCGACUCAGCAAUAAAGCAGAUGAGGAUCAAAAUCUAGGGAACUGGCAAGUGAAACGUCAGGUAGGAUCCGGUUCUGCAAUUGCAUUCAAGUUCCCUGCAAAGUUCGUCCUGAAGGCCGGCCAGAGAGUCACGAUCUGGGCUGCUGGUGCUGGUGGAAACCACAAUCCUCCUUCCGAUCUGGUGUGGAAGACACAACCCAACUGGGGAACCGGAGACCAGUUCCAGACCACCUUGAUCAGUGCUAAUGGGGAGGAAAUGGCAAUGAGGAAGGUCACUCGCACACAGCUUGAAGAAGAUGACGACGACCUGCAGGUGGCUCACAGCACCUGCGGGGACAGCGAGUACAACCUGCGUAGUCGCACGGUGGUGUGCGGCUCCUGCGGCCUCCCCUCCGACAAGUCCAACAACUGCUCCGUCGUGUCUUCGGCCUCCCGCUCCUUCCGCAGCGGCGGCAUCUCCGAGGGUUUGCUGCCCCAUUCUUACGUGUUCAGCACCAGCACGCCUCGCAAGAGUGGAAGAACUGAGAAAUGUCCAAUCAUGUGAGCUUCUGGAGGACCAACACUGUUCAUACCAGUUCUUUUAUGAUUAUGGUACUUUGAUAUAAUCCUUCCAUAUAAUCUGAAAAAUCUACAUACUGCCUUUUUGUGAUACAUAGAAUAGAAUAGAAUAGGAUAUACUAUUCAUAUAUAUACAGGAUUUCUGUAUAUAUGAAUAUAGCUUUUCGCUAUUCAGGAUAUACUAGGCAUGCUUUGACUUAUUUUUUUAUAUUUUGUAAAAUUCAUUUAUAGAUGGUGUCAGCCACCUGACAAUUACAUAUGAAGUAGUUUAGUCUAAAACUUUGACAUCUUAAUACUGCUGUUAGGACUUUUUAUAUGAAAUGCUGAAAAGACAAUGAAUAAAAUGAUGACUAUUCAUGAUUACGUUUACACUUACUUUCUCAGUAAAAUGGCCUCUGUUUCUUGUGCUUUUUUUUUUUUUAAAUAAACUUUGCAGAAAUUGAUCUACAGUAAUUUGACUUUUCACUUGUGAUCAUCGUCUAAAACUUUAUUCACAAAUUAGGAAAUAUUACUCUUUUAAUUAUAAAUACAAAACAGAAAAUGUACCAUGACUGGC